Molecule: messenger RNA, 7055 nt
Organism: Danio aesculapii
Lineage: Eukaryota; Metazoa; Chordata; Actinopteri; Cypriniformes; Danionidae
Gene: ascc3
Product: activating signal cointegrator 1 complex subunit 3
Molecular function (GO): ATP hydrolysis activity; nucleic acid binding; ATP binding
Source: RefSeq, a predicted model, not a curated record
UGCCGCAUGGACUCCGGCUGACAAGAUACUGACGGGUCCAGCUAAGAGAGACCACUGUCCCUGAAUCUCUUCACUUUAAUCUAUUAGUGGUCUUGCUCACAGACGGCCUUCACUGUGUCUGAUCAUGUCUCCUCCUCGGCUCACUGGAGCCCUGCGCUCCUUUUCUAACGUCAGCAAACAGGAUGAUUUAACGCAAGACAUUCAUGAUCUGAAGACCAAACGCUUGAAACGACAGGAAAUAUUUGCUCGUGAUGGUCUGACAUGGCAGAAGAUAGUUCAAUUCUUCACCCAACAUCUACAGAAGAAAGAUCAGCCGGUGGCCACUCAGGAGCUGAAGAACAUCCUCCAAGCAGCCAAGCAGAUCGUCGGUACAGAUUUUGGACAAGACACCAUUGAAAGUGCUGCAGUCUUCUUGUUUAAAACAUUCCACAACAAAGACCAAAUCGGUCAUGAGGAAACCAGGGCCAUAAAACACAUGUUCGGACCAUUCCCGGCGUCUGCUGCUGAAUUAUCCUGUGCAGCGGUGGGCCGUUUAGUGGCCCAGAUCGGAGAAUCUCAGGUGGAGGCUUUCAUCCAAACACAGAGUUCUCUCAAGACGCUGGACCGGAGUUCUGUCUUUGGCCGAAACAUUGCUUUCUCAUUUGACACCUAUGUGCUGGAUGUUCAAGAUGAUUUUCCCUGGUCAGAUGGGACUGAUAUGGAACAGAUGGUGGACUUUCACAGCUUUCUCAAUAAUAAUGUUGGUGAGAGAAGAGUUGGAGGUGAGAGAGAGGAUGUUUACUCUGCAGAAGAACUGGAGCAGAGGAACACAGACGGUUCCAUUCUGAGACAAGAGGUGGAGAAAUACCUGAAUGAGGGAAAUAUGGUGUCUUCCAGCGCCGAGGAGCUCUCCACCUCUCUAUUCGAAAUGCUGGCCUCCACAAGAAGUGAUGACGAACUACAAAACGAGCUCUUUGAGUUUCUGGGUCCUGAGGGGUUUGAGAUGAUCUCCAGGCUCCUUCAGAGAAGGUCAGACAUUGUGGACGCUUUGGUGUCCAUCCCAGCAGACAGCAGGCAUCACUUCACAUCAGGAAAGCCUAAAGGCCUGCGAGAUGAAUCCAACAUGCCCACAUACGGCUGUCAGGUGACCAUCCAGUCCGAGCAGGAGAAACAGAUGAUGAAGAUCUACAGAAAGGAGGAGAAGAAGGAGAGAAAGCGUGAGAGACGAGGAGAUGAUGGGGAAUCCUCUGAAAGUGCGUUUCAUUUUGACCCCAUGGAGCUGAGACUGCAGAGGGAGCAGGCUUUGCUGGCAGCACGCUCUUCUCCAGUUUUAGGCCGGCACAGAGAUUACGAGCGCAUUCGCUACCCUCACGUAUAUGAUUCUUACGGCGAAGCCAUCAAAACAUCUGCGUUCAUCGGAGGAUCCAAGAUGCUGCUGCCCGAGGGGAUCAGAAGAGACAAUAAUAAGAUGUACGAGGAGGUGGAGAUCCCCCCCAACGAGCCCAUGCCCAUCGGUUUUGAGGAAAAAGCAGUGUUCAUCUCGGAGCUGGACGAGAUCGGCCAGUUGGUAUUCAAGGGAAUGAAGAGGCUGAACAGAAUCCAGUCUAUAGUGUUCGAGACGGCUUACAACACCAAUGAAAACCUGCUCAUAUGCGCCCCCACUGGUGCCGGAAAAACCAACAUUGCCAUGCUCACAAUUCUACAUGAGAUCCGCCAGCACAUACAGCCUGGAGGAGUCAUCCGCAAGGACCAGUUUAAGAUUGUGUACGUGGCUCCGAUGAAGGCCCUGGCUGCUGAGAUGACUAAUUACUUCAGUAAGCGAUUGGAGCCUUUAGGCAUCGCCGUCAAGGAGCUGACGGGAGACAUGCAGCUGACCAAAGGAGAAAUCCUGCGCACUCAGAUGUUGGUGACGACUCCAGAGAAGUGGGAUGUGGUGACCAGGAAGAGUGUGGGCGAUGUGGCUUUAUCUCAGGUGGUCCGUCUGCUGAUCCUGGAUGAAGUUCAUCUCCUGCAUGAGGAUAGAGGGCCCGUUCUGGAGAGCCUGGUGGCCCGGACGCUGCGCCAGGUGGAGUCGACCCAGAGUAUGAUCCGAAUACUUGGUCUCUCUGCAACUUUGCCAAAUUACCUGGACGUGGCGUCUUUCCUCCACGUGAACCCUUUCAUUGGAUUGUUCUACUUUGACAGCCGUUUUCGUCCUGUUCCUCUUGGCCAGAGCUUCGUUGGCAUCAAGACUACAAAUAAGGUCCAGCAGCUGCACGACAUGGAGGAGGUUUGUUAUGAAAAAGUCCUGAAGCAGAUUAAAGCGGGUCACCAGGUGAUGGUGUUUGUGCAUGCACGAAACUCCACCGUCCGCACCGCCAUGAGUCUCAUCGAGAUGGCCAAAAACAGAGGAGAACUGUCCUUCUUUCAGGUCGACCAGGGUCCAGACUACGGCCAGUGUGAGAAACAGAUUCAGCGCUCCAGGAAUAAGCAGAUGCGGGAGAUGUUUCCUGAUGGGUUCGGGAUUCAUCAUGCUGGGAUGCUGCGUCAGGACCGCUCGCUGAUGGAGAGCAUGUUUUCCAGAGGAUACCUGAAGACUCUAGUGUGCACCGCCACGCUGGCCUGGGGAGUCAACCUGCCGGCACAUGCCGUCAUCAUCAAGGGCACUAAUAUCUACGAUGCGAAGCGUGGAGCUCUGGUGGAUCUGGGCAUCCUGGAUGUUAUGCAGAUCUUUGGUCGCGCCGGACGGCCACAGUUUGAUAAAUACGGAGAGGGAACCAUCAUCACAACACACGACAAACUCAGCCAUUACCUGACACUGCUGACCCAGCAGAACCCCAUCGAGAGUCAGUUCCAGCAGAGCCUCGCUGACAACCUUAAUGCUGAGAUCGCUCUCGGGACGGUCACUAAUGUUGACGAAGCCGUCCGCUGGUUGAGCUACACCUACCUGUACGUGCGAAUGAGAGCCAAUCCACUGGCUUAUGGGAUCAACCACAAGGCCUAUCAGAUGGACCCGCAGCUGGAGCUCUACAGGAAGGAGCUAGUGGUGGAGUCCGGCAGGAAGCUGGAUAAAGCACGGAUGAUCCGAUUCGACGAGAGGACGGGUUACUUCGCAUCUACAGACCUCGGCAGGACAGCCAGUCACUUCUACAUUAAAUACAACACCAUAGAGUCGUUCAAUGAGCUGUUCAAUGCACAGAACACUGAAGCAGACGUGCUCAGCAUCGUCUCCAAAGCUGAAGAGUUUGAGCAGAUCAAGGUGCGGGAUGAGGAGCUGGAGGAGCUUGAGAAGAUGUUGUGUAAUUUCUGUGAGUUGCCGGCGUCUGGAGGAGUGGAGAACGGCUACGGCAAGAUCAACAUCCUGCUGCAGACCUACAUCAGCCGUGGAGAAGUGGACAGUUUCUCACUCGUCUCUGACCUGUCAUAUGUAGCGCAGAACGCAGCUCGUAUCAUGCGGGCUCUGUUUGAGAUGGCUCUGAGGAAGCGCUGGCCCGCCAUGACCUACCGCUUGCUGAAUCUGUGUAAGGUGAUGGACAAGCGUCUGUGGGGCUGGACUCACCCGCUCAGACAGUUCAACACACUGCCGGCUUCAGCACUGGCCCGGAUGGAGGACAAGAACCUCACCAUCGACAAACUCCGAGAUAUGGGCAAAGACGAGAUCGGUCACAUGCUGCAUCACGUGAACAUCGGUCUGAAAGUGAAGCAGUGUGUUCAUCAGAUUCCCGCCAUCCUGCUGGAGUCCAGCAUUCAGCCAAUCACCCGCACCGUCCUGCGCGUCCGCCUCAGCAUCACUCCAGACUUCAGGUGGAAUGACCAGGUCCACGGUUCAGUUGGAGAGCCCUGGUGGUUAUGGGUAGAGGAUCCCAUCAAUGACCACAUCUACCACUCUGAGUACUUCCUGCUGCAGAAGAAACAGGUUGUGAGUGGAGAGCCGCAGCAGGUGGUCUUCACCAUCCCCAUCUUUGAGCCCAUGCCUUCUCAGUAUUACAUCCGCGCCGUGUCUGACCGCUGGCUGGGCUCUGAAGCCGUGUGUAUCAUCAACUUCCAGCACCUCAUUCUGCCAGAAAGACACCCGCCACACACAGAACUCUUGGAUCUUCAGCCAUUGCCGAUUACUGCAUUGGGAAACAUCGAGUAUGAGAGCCUAUACAAGUUCACACACUACAAUCCCAUUCAGACGCAGAUCUUCCACACGCUCUACCACACAGACACCAAUGUCCUGCUGGGGGCUCCUACCGGCUCCGGCAAAACCAUCGCUGCGGAGAUGGCCAUAUUCAGAGUCUUCAACGUGUACCCCACCUCAAAGGUGGUCUACAUCGCUCCUCUCAAAGCUCUGGUUCGAGAGAGAAUCGAAGACUGGAAGAUCAGAAUAGAAGAGAAGCUUGGGAGAAAGGUGGUCGAGUUAACUGGUGACAAUACACCAGACAUGCGAGCUAUAGCUCAGGCUGACCUGAUCGUCACGACUCCAGAGAAGUGGGACGGAGUGAGCCGCAGCUGGCAGAACCGCAGCUAUGUGCAGAAAGUGGCCAUUCUCAUCAUUGACGAGAUCCAUCUUCUGGGUGAAGACCGAGGGCCGGUUCUUGAAGUCAUUGUGUCCAGAACCAACUUUAUUUCAUCGCACACCUCAAAAAGAGUCAGAGUAGUCGGACUGUCCACCGCGCUGGCUAAUGCACGAGAUCUAGCCGACUGGCUGGGCAUCGGACAGGUGGGACUGUUUAAUUUCCGACCCUCUGUUCGCCCGGUGCCAUUGGAGGUUCAUAUCCAGGGCUUUCCAGGACAGCAUUAUUGCCCUAGAAUGGCCACCAUGAACAAACCAGUUUUCCAAGCAAUCCGCACCCAUUCUCCUGCCAAACCCGUCCUGAUAUUCGUGUCGUCCCGCCGGCAGACGCGUCUCACAGCUCUUGACCUCAUUGCCUUUCUGGCUACUGAAGACGACCCCAAACAGUGGCUCCACCAGGACGAGAGAGAGAUGACCGACAUCAUCGCCACUGUCAGAGAGUCGAACCUGAAGCUGACGCUGGCGUUUGGGAUCGGGAUGCAUCACGCAGGCCUUCACGAGCGGGACAGGAAGACCGUGGAGGAACUCUUCGUCAACUGUAAGAUUCAGGUGUUAAUUGCGACGAGCACACUGGCAUGGGGCGUCAACUUUCCUGCCCACCUGGUGAUCGUGAAGGGCACAGAAUACUAUGACGGAAAGACCAGGCGCUACGUGGAUUACCCCAUAACAGAUGUUCUCCAGAUGAUGGGGCGGGCAGGGCGACCGCAGUUCGACGACCAGGGCAAGGCUGUUAUCCUUGUGCACGACAUCAAGAAGGACUUUUAUAAGAAGUUCCUCUACGAGCCGUUCCCUGUGGAGUCUAGUCUUCUUAGUGUGCUCUCCGACCACUUGAAUGCAGAAAUCGCAGCAGGCACGGUCACCUCAAAGCAGGACGCCAUGGAUUACAUCACUUGGACGUAUUUCUUCCGCAGACUGGUCAUGAACCCCAGCUACUAUAAUUUGGACGACAUCAGCCAUGAAACCAUUAAUAAAUACCUGUCGAACCUGGUGGAGAGGAGUCUGAGGGAUCUGGAAUGUUCUUACUGCAUGGAGAUACAACAGGACGAGCAAACCAUCGAGCCCCUGACAUACGGCCGCAUUUCAUCCUAUUAUUACCUGAAACACCAGACCAUCCGCAUGUUCAAAGAGCGCCUGAAGCCGGAGUGCCGGUCCCACGAGCUGCUGGCCAUCCUGUCGGUGAUGCAUGUGUUGUGUCUGCAGGCUAUGCUGGAUGUGGUGGCGAAUGAAGGCUGGCUUGUGUCUGCGCUGAGUCUCUGUAAUCUGGUCCAGAUGAUCAUCCAGGCCCGAUGGCUGCACGAUUCCUCCCUGCUCACACUCCCUCACAUCCAGAAGCAGGAGCUCUAUGUCUUCAGGAGGUGGAGCUCCAGAGGUGUGAGGGCUGGAUGUGGUCACCAAGGCCCAAUCGAGGGUCUUCCUGAGCUGAUGGCAGCCUGUGAUGGAAAAGAGGACAUCUUUACGUCUAUGGUGAAGGAAGUGCUGCAACCCAAUCAGAUCUCUCAGGCCUGGCUGUACGUGAGUCAGCUGCCGGUGCUGGAGCUCAGUCUGAGUGUGAAGGGAUUCUGGGAAAACUCUGUAGAGCAGACAGAGCGAGCGAUUCCUGCUCAGGUGUCCAGCAUCCGAGAGGAGUCCAGCUGGCUGCCACUGCAUGCGGAUCAGGAGUACGUCCUGCAGGUGUCCAUGCGCAGGCUCAAUGCAGGACAGCACAGGAGGAAGCAGGACAGCAGAGCUCAGGCGCCGCGUUUCCCCAAACCUAAAGAUGAAGGCUGGUUUCUGGUCCUCGGGGAGGUGGAGAAGAAAGAGCUGCUGGCCAUCAAGCGUGUGGGGUUUGUUCGCAAUCACAGCAGCGUGUCUGUGGCCUUCUACACUCCUGAGAAAACUGGAAAGUGUAUCUACACGCUGUACCUGAUGAGCGACAGUUACCUGGGCCUGGAUCAGCAGUACGACAUCCAUCUCAAUGUCAUCCCGGCCAGCAUUGCUGCACAAGUCAACAGCGAAGUAGCGGAUAGUGUUGGUAAACUGGCCCUGCGGUGACCUCAUCCUGGGAUAAACCAAAGCGAAGUGUAGGGGUGUUCGGUUUUUUGUUUAUUUGUUUUCUAUAAGACCUUCACUGUAAUGCAGGUCUAUAAUAGGCUUUUUUUAUUUGAUUAAAGAUUUAGAGGAUUGCAACAUCUGGCCCAAAUAGUCUAUUUACUCGUAGAUUUCAUUUCUAGCACUUGAAGAUGAGAGAUCAGAUGGUUGUAAUUGAGUUGAGGAGAGCCUGAGAACCGUCAUCUGUUCACUCAUUCAGCCUGCAUUAUUACUCUUAUUACACUCAAAUAAUGUUCAUUGCUAAUUGUUUAUUUAAGGUGUAUUUAAACACAAAUUUAGUUGAACAUUACUUGUUUAAAUUCAGUUCAAUUGUUUGCAACCACUGAGCUUAAAAAACUGUGGUAAGCCCAAUGAAUGUUUUUUGAUUUCAGUGUACUCUUUACUCAGUGCUCUUUGUUGUUCAUUCGUAACACUCCGCAGUUCAUUUCAGAAUAUUGGUUGUGUCCCAAUA